Messenger RNA from Enterobius vermicularis (human pinworm), 6225 nucleotides. NCBI's taxonomy places the organism in Eukaryota, Metazoa, Nematoda, Chromadorea, Rhabditida, Oxyuridae. The record is from the annotation of a GenBank genome assembly.
AUGGGAGUGAAAAUGUCGCAAGGUUUACGUGAACCAUAUUGGAAAUCUGGAGAAUGCCCACGUUUGAUGAAAGCUGUGUGCAUUUCCAAGUGCACAACAGAUAAUGAUUGCUUAGGUGAACUGAAGUGUUGUAGCAAUGGUUGUGGCCGGGAAUGUGUUGCACCAAUUAGUGUACUGUCACCAGUUUUGAAUGCUUUACCAAUUAAACCGAUUACUAUUGUGCCAAACAGUCGUGUUGGAUUUUGCCCUCCAAAAAGUAAUAUACCAAAUACAAACUGUGAAAUAAACUGUCAAGUAGAUGCCGAUUGUCCAGGUGUUGAAAAAUGCUGUGACAAUGGUUGCGGAAAAGUUUGCUGUCCACCUGAUAAAGCUACACACUGUGUUCAUCUACUUUCGGCUGUUAGUCGGCUACCAAAAAAACUGCUGGCUAACGGAUAUAUACCAAAAUGUACCGUUGAAGGAUAUUUUGAGAAGGUGCAGUGUGAUAAGGUGUAUUGUUGGUGCGCUGAUUCUGUACAAGGAUGGGAAAUUCCAGGAACAAAAGUGUUCAAGGAGAAUGGACCACCAAAUUGUCAAACUCCAAGAAUAUGUCCAAAUGUAAUAUGUUUGAAUGCUUGUCCACAUGGAUUGAAAACACAGCAAGAUGGUUGUCCAGUAACAACCUGCGAGUGUAAAAAUUUAUGUGAUGAUGUGAUAUGCCCAAGUGAAAUGGAGGACUGUCAACUGGUCGAACCGGACUGUGGUCAAGUACCAUGUUUACCAGUACCAAGAUGUUUGUUAAACCCAUGUCCAAGAGGUCUUCCAAUGACCCUACCUGAUGGGGUCACUGCUUUAUGUACACGUUCCACUCAAUGUUCAAGAAAUUAUUGGUGUCAUCAAGUUGGUUAUAACGGUCUCGGCUUUUGCUGUCUUGCUCCAGAAUCUGCAAUACGCGAAGGUCAUUGUGCAGCUCGUAUACCAAAACAUUCUGAUGAAAGCUGUGAGUCAGAAUGCAGAAGCGAUCCUGAGUGCCAAAUUGGAUCAAAAUGUUGCUUUGAUGGUUGUGGCCUUAAAUGUAUUCCUAAUGGUUUUCCACCAAAUCCAUUCCAAAUGAAACCUGCAAAAAAUAAUGAAGUUAAAGAUCAUAAUAAAGAAAUACUAUCGUCAUUGUUAGCCGAAUGCCCUGAAAACCACCCUCAAGUUGACAACUCAAAAUGUGAUAUUCAGUGCCAAAAGGAUAAUGACUGCGAUGGUAUGAAACGAUGUUGUUCUGCUGGAUGUUCAUCAUUUUGCACUUAUCCAACGAAAACCACAGCCUGCAUUCAUGAAGCAAUGACAGCAGAAGUUUACAAGUUUGCGAAUAUGCCAAAAUGUGAUCCUGCAGGUAACUACGAAAAUAUUCAGUGUGAUGAGGCCGGAUGCUACUGUGUUGAUGUGAAUACGGGGAAGAUGAUACCGUUCACACGAUUACCGUCGGACAUCGCUCCUAACUGCAAUGAACCUAAAGAAACGUGUGGAGAUGUGAAAUGUACAAAAGACUGCAUAUUCGGUCACGAAACUGAUGAUAAUGGUUGCGAAAAGUGUGAGUGCAAAAAUCCAUGUGCCAAUAUAGAAUGUUCUGCAGAAGAAGUAUGUAUUAUGGUAUCGGUUGAAUGCUUCCAAAAAAAUUACUGUUUUCCGCAACCAAGAUGCGUUGCAAACAUUUGUCCCACUGGAACACCUUUUUCAUCUGUCAAAGAUGUAUCAGAAUUGUGUAGCUCUGAUAGUGACUGUCCUGAUUCUUACUGGUGCAACUUACUUGGCUUAAACAAGAGAGGGCUGUGUUGUCCAAAUCCGAGACAGGAGGUGUCGCCAGGCGUCUGUCCGGUGACCUCUGUAGCCAUUUACAGUAAUACAUCGCUAACUGUAUGUCAAAUUCGCUGCAGAUCGGUAGCAUCUAGCCAGGCGGUGGAACCCCAAUACAGUGGUAAAAAAGUUACGGCAUUUGUUAAAAGCUGGCAGUGUGCAAAAAUCGAUCUACACGACAAUUGUACUGGAAAUCAGCAAGAGUCUUGUACGUCUGAUGAGGAGUGCCCUGGUAUGCAAAAGUGCUGUAGCAGCGGCUGCGGAAGAAUCUGUAUGUACCCGAGAAGGACAACAGGUUGCAUCCAUCUGAAGGCUGCAUUGGAGAAACUUGCGUCUCCUUUUACUGUUGAUUGCAAAGAAGGUAGAUGGUUUAUGCCCCGUGUUGAUUUUUUCAAAUAUCCAAAACUUUACACAAAUGGCACAUUUAAUUCGAUACAGUGCGACCAAGACUUUUGUUGGUGCUCGACAUCAAGCGGCAAAGAAAUUGAGGGUACUCGUGUAAACAAUAAAUUGACGCCUAACUGUCACACUCGUCGUGUUUGUCCGCAACCAAAAUGCUCUAUCAAUAUUCAUUGCCCACACGGUAGGGAACGAGACAUGAACGGCUGCAAUACCUGCAAAUGCUUCAACCCAUGCAAGAAUAUUAUUUGUCCGGGUAGAAACGAAUUUUGUGUUCCACAUCCAGUAGAAUGUACCACUACACCGUGUUUACCAGUUCCUCGAUGCGUUGUGAAUGCCUGUCCAGAGGGAAUUCCUGCUAUUGAUGAAGUUACUUUCGAGCCUCUGUUUUGCAGAGAAAGUAAUCAGUGCAAGUACCUUGGACGUCCGGCAUAUUGUAGAAUAUUUAAACGAAACGGAGAAGAUAACCUCCACUUGGGGAGCUGUCCACGUGUGCUGGAAGCAGUCACUGAUGAAUGUACUGUAAAUUGUAAAUCGGACGAUGACUGUUUAUCUACAGAAAAAUGUUGUCAUAAUGGAUGUGGUCUUUCAUGUUUACCUGCAGAGCAUCAUGCUCCUAUAAGGAGCAAAAAAAAGAAGAUUGGCGAAUGUUUGGUCAUACCUGAAACAGAGCCGGCAAACUGCGAAGGUAAUGAUGAAGAUGUUUGUACUACCGACGACGAAUGUCCUGGAAUUCAGAAAUGUUGCUCAAAUGGAUGUUACAAAGGAUGUAUGUAUGCUGAGAUUACUACAGCUUGCUUACAUGCACAUGGAGCUGCAGAGCUGUUUAAAGAAUCGUCGUACAUUCCUCAGUGCGAUGCUGACGGCGAGUUUGUGUCUGUUCAAGCCUAUGGAAGUUCUCGGUUUUGUGUCGAUAGUUCUGGACGUGAAAUCCAAGGUACUCGAUCGGCGCAUAGGGUUCCAAGUUGUAAUUUACCACGAACAUGUCCAGUAUUCUCUUGUAAUCUGCAUUGUCAUCUUGGUUACCGUAAAGAUAGUAGCGGAUGCAAUCAGUGUGCUUGCUUUAAUCCAUGUGAAGAUGUUACAUGUCCAAGAUUUUACGUGUGCAGACUCGUCGAAGGAGAGUGUUACACGAAAACUUGCCCGCCUUAUCCGAAAUGUGUUCUUAAUGUUUGUCCUACUGGUGAGCCACUUAUUACUUUGGACACCGAGCAGUUGGCAACAUGUACAGUAGACAGUUUUCGACAAUGCCCAACUAACUAUUUCUGUCACCGGUUCGGACUAGGCUCAAAAAAUACUGGUUACUGUUGUGCCGGGAACGAACCAGAGCCACUUGAAGAAUGCCCUGCAGUUCCAGAGACCGUCACAGACAACCCUAAAAGAUUUAUUGAGGAGCCGAAGGAAAAACUAGGAGUUUGUCCUGCAAACCCAAUGUCGAAUCCUGGUUGUCGUAGUGAUUGUACAAAGGACAGUGAAUGCCCAGAGUUUCAAAAAUGUUGUCCGUACGGAUGUGGUCGGUUGUGUCAGUUUCCACACGUAGCGACAGCUUGCAUACAUCGAGUGGCUUUCUUGAGGAACGAGAAUCUUCAACUUUCUAAUGAAACCUAUCCGCAAUGUAACACAGACGGUUCUUUCAAGCUGGUUCAGUGUAACCGUGAAUCUAAGUUUUGUUGGUGCGUAAAUACAGUGACAGGAGUAGAAAUUGCUGGAACUCGUGUAGCAGAUUUCGCAGCUGAACCUGAUUGUUUUGGUAUAAUUAAAUCAACUCCGCGAAACUGUCCUGUGACAUGCGGCAACAAGUGUGUUUACGGUGUAAGACUAGACGAGAAAGGAUGUCCAACAAAUGGCGUUUGUGAGUGCAGAAAUCCAUGUGAAGAUCUUAAGUGUUCGCGUUUUGACGACGUUUGCGUACUGAAGCCAGUAUCCUGUUUGUCACCACCUUGUCCGCCGGUUCCAGUCUGCAAAACAAAUCCAUGUGCUGGUGGCGAAUUAGCAUUGAAAGAUCGUUAUGGUAACUCAAUUCCAUGUCUUCGGGACGAAGAAUGCGGUAAAGAGCAAUGUCGAUAUGUUCUUGGAGAGCAGCGUUUAGGAGUUUGUUGCCCGUUUAAAAGUGGCAAAUCUCACGUGAUAUCAGCAAACAAGCGUGGCGAAUGUCCAGUACACACUCCGGACGGUGUAUUUGCUUCUCAAAAUUGUACGCAGCAGUGCAGUGUUGAUACAGAUUGUACGGAUGUUGAGAAAUGUUGCGAGUACGGAUGCAGUCGAGUCUGCACGGCUCCAGAACGUACAACAAACUGCAUCCAUCUUAGAGCCGCUGUUGCAAACUUACGCAAAGCGAAUGCUGCAGUGAGUUUAUAUACGCCAAAUUGCGAUGCUGUUUCUGGCAUUAUCGGCAAAGUUAAAGUCAAUAUAAAUUUGUUUACUGUAAUCAGGUCAGAAAUCAUUUGUUUGUUAGGAAUGUUCAAUACUGUACAGUGCGAUGAAUCAGACAACUGUUGGUGUGUCGAUACAGUAACAGGAAAUGAAUUUUAUGGCACAAAGACAAAACUUUUCAAUUCAGCCUUUAAUAUAUGUGCAAAUAAGAAGGUGUGCUCAGUAACUUGCGAUGAACGAGCGAUGGUGUGCCCAUUUGGACUAGAAACUGACGCGACAGGUUGUGCCACAACUCCAGACUGCAGGUGUCGGAACCCUUGCAAUUCGGUACAUUGUCCGGUCGGAUAUGUCUGCCUGUUACGGCCAAAGGAAUGCAGUGAUCAAACGUGUGUACCGGUACCAACAUGUGAAAAAAAUUGGUGUAUCAACGACAAGAGACCUGCGGUAGAACCGCGAACUUACACUCAGUUUACUUGUUUGGAAAAUCGUACUCAAAUUUGCCCAAGUGGCUUCUACUGCACUGGUUAUGAUUAUAACAGGCGGGGAAUCUGUUGUCCUGGUCAAGAACCAAGUGGAUUUCCUGGUUCACCAGGAGCCUGUCCACAUGGUGACGCCUUUUCCAAUUCUCCCGACGGCUCUCCACUUCAGUGUUCUGUCAAUACAAACGGGUGUCCAUCUACUCACUACUGCUUGUCAAAGCCUACAGAAUCGACAGGAAUAUGUUGCGUCACUAAACGUUACGUUUGCAAUCUAAAACUAGAUCAAGGGCCUUGCACGGUUUCUGUGCCACGCUUUUACUAUAGCUCUGAAAAUCAAACCUGUUUACCAUUCAACUACGGAGGAUGUUCUGGAAACCUAAAUAAUUUUGGUAGCAAGCUAGAGUGUGAACGGUUUUGUGUUGGGACAGGCGUAGACCCGCUGCUCGAUUUUGUAAAUGACGAUGGUGGUGCCGUGUUUGAAAUUAUUGAAUUGGGUUUCUUGCUGAACGGCCCUUCUAAUUUCAAAAAAAACCGGGAAGAUUUUGAAAAGACUGUUUUUGAAUAUCUGAAGAAGAAAUUCGGCUUGGAUGACUCGGAAAUUAAAAAUUUCGCUAUUCGUGGCGAUGACACUGUACGAUUUUCAAUUUACAGUGCAAAUGCUCAUUCAAAAGCACUGGAGGUUUCUAACGCGGUUUCAGAAGGACAACUUAAAUUCAAGUACAAAGGUGAAACAUACCGAGCUGAGCCACAUUCAUGGUUUAGUCACCAGGUUGCCGAAGAAAUUAGCAGUGCUCCGCCCGGUAUAUUCUGGACUCUGAUAACGGCCUCAGUUGUAUUCGGUGGAAUAAUCUUAAUUGCUUUAUUCUUCGCUUGCUUUUUCCUGUAUCGCCGAGGAAAGCAAAGCAGCGGAAGCUCUACUUUCCGAGGAAUAUCGCCUUCAAAUUUUGUAUCUAACACUGGAUAUGGUUCGUCGCCGAUAGAAAGCCCAAUUAGCGAAAAUUCAAAUGAUCAGCGACGAAUAUCUCAAAGGGUAUUUACCACUGACGACAUGGAUCAGGUGAAAAAGGUUGGACGGGUAGACACCAGUUGGCAGCAGUCACCAGAUAACCAAGGAGGUAGAAGACCGAUAAGGACAACUUUGUACUAUUAG